UUCCAGAGACGACGUUGGAUCAAGCGAAGAAAGUCUGUUGAGAUGCAACAGUGCAAACAGAGAAGAUUAUUUGAGCGACGAUAUGUCGACUGGCCCGGAAUUGAUGGUCAGACGACCAGUCUACCAGCAAGACGAACUUAAUCACUUGUGCAAAUACGUAAAACCCAAGAGAAUCCUUGCCAAUGAGAUGUCAAAACGAUACAAAAAUAUCAAACCAGGUGCACUUUUAAAAAAAACAAUACCUCUAAUUGACUGGCUUUCGUCGUAUGAUUGGAAAAAUAAUAUCUUAGGAGAUAUUGUUGCUGGAAUUACUGUAGCUGUUAUGCAUAUUCCACAAGGUAUGGCAUAUGCAAUAUUAGGUAACGUUCCGCCUAUUGUUGGUAUAUACAUGGCUUUUUUUCCAGUUUUGGUGUAUUUUUUUCUUGGAACAUCCCGACAUAAUUCUAUGGGUACGUUUGCGCUUGUCUGCAUGAUGACUGGCAAAGUCAUUACGACAUACAGUAGUAGUCCUGCAGUUUCGACAAAUAACACGUCAGCCGAGAACGGCACCUUAAUUUCCGACGUAAACCAUCAAUAUUCGCCAGUAGAAGUUGCAACCGUAGUUACGUUCACUGUUGCCGUUAUACAGUUAGGAAUGUACGUGCUGCGUUUGGGUAUAAUCUCUUCUCUCCUCGCGGACAGUCUCGUGAGCGGAUUCACGACUGCAGCGGCGAUGCACGUAUUUACAUCGCAAAUAAGAGAUCUCUUCGGACUGAGCGAUCUGCCACGGCGCUCGGGUGCAUUCAAACUUAUUUUCACUUAUAUAGAUAUUUUCAACAGUAUAAACAACAUCAAUAUAACGGCUGUGAUAUUAUCUUGCAUCACUAUCUUAAUUCUUAUCUUUAACAACGAAGUUCUUAAGCCAAGAGUCUCAAAGUUAUGCCCCUUUCCAUUUCCGAUAGAAAUGUUUGCAGUGGUAGUCGGUACUCUGAUAUCGAUGCAAAUGAAUCUUGCGGAUACUUAUAAUAUAGUAACAGUUGGCGAUAUACCAGUAGGAUUCCCGAUCCCAUCUGUGCCACCAUUGUCACUUAUACCCAACGUUUUAGUAGACAGUUUCGUGAUUACUAUGGUUGCUUAUACAAUAUCAAUGUCUAUGGCAUUGAUCUUCGCGCAAAAGGAAGGCUAUGAGGUCGACUCUAAUCAAGAAUUGAUUGCGCAGGGACUGGGAAAUCUUGUAGGCUCUUUUUUCUCCUGUAUGCCUAUUACGGCUUCGUUAUCCAGAUCAUUGAUUCAGCAAACUGUAGGUGGACAUACACAGCUAGCAAGUCUGAUAUCAUGUGGAAUUUUGGUGAGCGUUUUACUGUGGAUCGGACCAUUCUUUCAACCUUUGCCACGAUGUGUUUUAGCAAGUAUAAUCGUGGUGGCGUUAAAAGGGAUGCUGAUAAAGAUCAGUGAGUUUAUGAAAUUCUGGAAAUUGGACAAGAUGGACGCCGGCAUAUGGAUUGUUACCUUCAUCAUCGUGAUUCUUUUCGAUGUUGAGUAUGGAUUAUUGAUCGGCAUAUUGCUGUGUAUAGGAAGGUUACUUGUCCUCGCAAUGCGACCUUAUACGUGUAAGCUCGCUCUAGCACCAGGCACUGAGCUCUACUUGGAUACUAAGAGAUACAAAGGAACUGUAGAGAUUCCCGGCAUCAAAAUCUUUCACUAUUCCGGUAGCUUGAAUUUUGCAAAUAAACAAUACUUUCGUGAGGAAGUAUAUAAGGUUGCAGAACUAGUACCUCAAACAGAAUUAAAAAGGCGAUUGCAAGUUGCAUACAACAGCACUAUACCGCAGGACAUUAAAAAGCUACGUAUUCUUAUAUUGGACUUCACCGCAUUGUCACAUAUUGAUCUGGCAGGCGCGAUUGCAGUGCGAAACAUUGUUCAUGAAUAUUGUGGCGUAGAAGUAUCUGUUUAUAUAGCAGGUUGUUCCGGUCCAGUAUAUGAAACAAUGAGGAAGCUCAAUCUGGUCGAGCGUAACGAGAACCACUUUUUCGCCAUAUUCCCUACUGUUGCUGAUGCAGUACAUUUCGCGCGUUCUCACAGUGAAGUGUCGUCGACAUGGAACACUUGUAACCACGACGAGAACUACAUCAGCAGACUUUAAAAUCCGCGAAACGAAGUCACUUAUACGCGACACCAAAAAGCUUUCGGUCAAACGCUUCUAACGCCGCGAAUAUUUAUACACCUUAUCACGAUUAUUUA
Molecule: messenger RNA, 2220 nt
Organism: Cyphomyrmex costatus
Lineage: Eukaryota; Metazoa; Arthropoda; Insecta; Hymenoptera; Formicidae
Product: solute carrier family 26 member 6
Exons: 15
Coding region: 83-2122 (679 amino acids)
Biological process (GO): transmembrane transport
Cellular component (GO): membrane
Source: RefSeq, a predicted model, not a curated record